UUUCUUGUUGAAACUCAAUUAAUAAUAUAUAUCUGUCUAUCUGUCAUGGAGCUGAAUGACAGCCACGGUGACAGAAAGGUCAAAGAUGAGGACACAGCGGAGACACCGCCGCUUCGGUCCGGGGUCGAAGUGCCUGGUAGCUUUGUGGCUACAGCGGGGCUGGAGUGCGAUCCUGGCGGCGGACGCGCUCACACAGAGCGGCCAGUGUCGAACUCGAGCUCGGGGAGACAGAGGAUCGACUCGCUAAAGAAAAACAGGCCGCCUUUCCCAUGGUUUGGAAUGGAUAUAGGUGGUUCUUUGGUGAAGCUGGUUUACUUUCAGCCCAAAGACAUCACAGCAGAAGAGGAGCAAAAAGAGGUAGAAAGUCUAAAAAGUAUUCGUCGUUACCUCACCUCACACACCGCCUAUGGCAAAACUGGCAUCCGAGACGUGCACCUGGAACUCCCAGACCUGACUCUGUGGGGACGCAGGGGCAGCCUGCACUUCAUUCGCUUUCCCACGCAAGAUCUACCAGCUUUCCUGCAGAUGGCUCGAGACAAGCAUUUCUCCAGCCUGCACACCUUUCUCUGUGCCACUGGCGGGGGCGCAUACAAGUUUGAGGCUGACUUCCGCACAAUGGCAGACCUCCGGCUUCUGAAGCUGGAUGAGUUGGACUGUCUGAUUAAGGGUGUCCUUUUCAUUGACUCAGUGGUACCAAGCAGGUCUCCAGAGUGUUACUACUAUGAGACCCCCAAAGACACUGAGCUGUGCAAACAGAAACCCUACAAUCUGGAGAACCCCUACCCUCUGCUUCUGGUCAACAUCGGCUCUGGGGUCAGCAUACUGGCCGUCUACUCCAAUGAAGACUACAAACGUGUCAGUGGUUCCAGUUUGGGUGGUGGCACUUUCCUUGGACUGUGUUGCUUGCUCACUGGCUGCUCCACCUUUGAAGAGGCACUGGAGCUGGCUUCAAGAGGAGAAAGCUCUCAUGUGGAUAAACUGGUCAGAGAUAUUUACGGAGGUGACUAUGAAAGAUUUGGCUUGCCAGGAUGGGCUGUUGCUUCUAGUUUCGGGAGCAUGAUGUGCAAAGAGAAGCGAGAUGCCGUCUCAAAAGAGGACUUGGCUAGAACCACGCUUGUCACCAUCACGAACAACAUAGGCUCAAUCACACGCAUGUGCGCCCUAAAUGAGAAAAUUGAGAGAGUGGUAUUUGCUGGGAACUUCUUGCGAGCGAACACGUUAUCCAGGAAGUUGCUGGCGUAUGCGUUGAACUACUGGAGUAAAGGCCAGCUUAAAGCGCUGUUCCUCAGACAUGAGGGCUACUUCAGCGCAGUUGGUGCACUGUUGGAACUGUUGAACUCGUCUUGAUCAGUGCUAUGACCUCAAGACUACAACCAAAAGUCUCAGUAACUCUGGAUGUUUAUCACAGAUGCUUUUAUGAUUAUCCCAUGAGAAGAAGUAAUGCUUUGUAUUAGUAACAGAGCUGAACGCCUACUUUGGUGCCUCAUUAUGCACUCGGACACUAAGUGUCAGUCUCUCAGGCUUCCCCUUGCCCUUGUCUCACAGGGACGGGGCUUCUUAGCCCUGCGUGAAGAAAACUGCCUGCGUGACUUCUAAACUUAGGACCUCAAUACAUAUACCUCUAGCACACAGGCAAAUAAAUGAAGCUCUGCUGCUUAUUCUGAGUUAAGUUCACAGUCAUUCACUGUAAUGU
Molecule: messenger RNA, 1693 nt
Organism: Clarias gariepinus (North African catfish)
Lineage: Eukaryota; Metazoa; Chordata; Actinopteri; Siluriformes; Clariidae
Product: pantothenate kinase 3-like
Exons: 7
Coding region: 46-1347 (433 amino acids)
Biological process (GO): coenzyme A biosynthetic process
Cellular component (GO): cytosol; nucleus
Molecular function (GO): ATP binding; pantothenate kinase activity
Source: RefSeq, a predicted model, not a curated record